Molecule: messenger RNA, 5125 nt
Organism: Mus musculus (house mouse)
Lineage: Eukaryota; Metazoa; Chordata; Mammalia; Rodentia; Muridae
Gene: Cbll1
Product: Casitas B-lineage lymphoma-like 1
Exons: 6
Coding region: 1457-2782 (441 amino acids)
Biological process (GO): mRNA processing; cell-cell adhesion; protein ubiquitination
Cellular component (GO): nucleoplasm; nuclear speck; RNA N6-methyladenosine methyltransferase complex
Molecular function (GO): ubiquitin protein ligase activity
Source: RefSeq, a predicted model, not a curated record
GCCCCCGUGGCUCGUGUGGGACUGGUCGCCCAGCAGGCACAAGGGGCUAUGCUCGCCCCACUGCGCCGGGACGUGGCGGAGAGGAAGCAAGCUCAGACCCGGUCCCGGGCUGAGUCUGCUGCUUCCCGGCCUACCCUCCGGAGCGGUGCCUCCAUCCUGGAGACCGGCAGCACGGCUCCUUUGGUGCCGCUGAGCUCGUUUCGGGACCCUCCUCCGCGCAGACUUGUUGGAAAGGGAGGGUCCCAGUUUUGUUUUUGUUUUUGUUCUCAUUCCGGUUGCUUUGCACUUUUGCUGGGGAAAUAGGCGGGCGUUUUCCACUCUCGGAAUUGGAGAAGCGUCCGGACUCUGGGCGAGAGUGGGUUGGAGACUUCCUGCUGCCUCUCGGCUUCGGGCGGCUGCUGCAGUGGUCACCGCCUGUGGUUAUUGUCUUGUUGGCUUUUCGCGGACUAGUGGUUAGAGAAGAGAGUCGGAUAUAGUUUUCGAAGUUAUAAGCGGAGCAUCUUUUCUACCGGAACUCAAAGCAUGCCCGGUCCUUCGGCCGUGGUCCUUUCGCAUCUUUUGGGGACAUCGCAUAUUACGAGUAGCUUCAAACCUCAUUUCUGCUGGCUUCGUUUUCUUGGUUUUAGUUUUAGCACUUGGCUUUGAGUGCUUCAGACAGUUUUAUCGCCAAGCAGGAGGAAAGGCUUUUUCUUUAGGAAUUGACUGAGUGCGCCCAGUCUUCAAACACUAAGUUAUAUAAUUGCAUGCAGAUACUUGUAGGCUUGGAGAUAGAAUGGUGGAAUGGUAAACAAUAAGACUACGUUCUUGUCUUCGAGUUUUCAUUCUGUCAAAGGAGACAAGCAGAUUGGUUUCUUCUUUAACAGCUGUUUACAAUUUGUGGUGAGAACUUUUAGAAACAGGUGCUUGCCGGGCAGUGGUGGCGCACGCCUUUGAUCUCAGCACUUGGGAGGCAGAGGCAGGCGAAUUUCUAAGUUUGAGGCAAGCCUGGUCUACAGAGUGAGUUCCAGGACAGCCAGGACUACACAGAGAAACCCUGUCUCGAAAAACCAAAAAAAAAAAAAAAAGAAAAGAAAAGAAAAGAGAGAGAAAUGAAUGCCCAUGGAGUAGGAAGUUUCAGAGUGCCAGGGAAAGGUGUUUUUGGAAUGGUAGGAAGGUAUAGAGAGGACCAAAUGUCGGUAGACUAGUUAGCUUUAAGUUGAGAAGGAGAACACAAAUUACCUUUUUCAGGACUUUGAAAAUCAUGAUAAAGGGUUUAAGUGGCUAUGAAGCAACAAUUUUGACUCUUCUAUGGAGAAUGGUGUAGGAGAGGAACAACAGAAACAAUGAGUUACAAGGCACUAAUAGUUCUGGAUCCUUGGGUGGUCUUGAUGUUCGCAGAAGAAUCCCUAUAAAGCUCAUCUCCAAACAAGCCAGCAAAGUUAAGCCGGCACCUCGGACUCAAAGGACUGUCAGCAGGAUGCCCGCAAAGGCCCCGCAAGGUGAUGAAGAAGGAUUUGAUUAUAACGAAGAACAGCGAUAUGACUGUAAAGGAGGCGAACUCUUUGGGAAUCAGCGAAGAUUUCCAGGACACCUUUUUUGGGAUUUCAAGAUAAACAUCUUAGGUGAAAAGGACGAUACACCAGUACAUUUCUGUGACAAAUGUGGACUGCCUAUUAAAGUCUAUGGGAGAAUGAUUCCAUGCAAGCAUGUCUUUUGCUAUGACUGUGCUAUUUUACAUGAAAAAAAAGGAGAUAAGAUGUGCCCAGGAUGUAGUGAUCCUGUGCAGCGGAUUGAGCAGUGCACACGAGGUUCUCUCUUUAUGUGUAGCAUUGUUCAAGGAUGCAAGAGAACAUAUCUGUCUCAGAGAGACUUACAAGCUCAUAUCAACCAUCGCCAUAUGAGAGCUGGAAAGCCCGUUACCCGUGCUUCACUUGAGAAUGUUCAUCCUCCUAUUGCCCCCCCACCAACUGACAUCCCCGAUCGGUUCAUAAUGCCACCAGACAAGCAUCAUAUGAGCCAUAUUCCUCCAAAGCAGCACAUCAUGAUGCCACCGCCUCCUCUGCAGCAUGUGCCACAUGAGCACUAUAAUCAGCCACAUGAGGAUAUUCGUGCUCCUCCGGCAGAAUUGUCCAUGGCUCCACCUCCACCUCGUUCGGUCAGUCAGGAAACCUUUCGUAUUUCAACAAGAAAACACAGCAAUUUAAUAACGGUCCCUAUUCAGGAUGACUCCAGUUCAGGUGCUAGAGAACCACCACCUCCUGCCCCAGCACCUGCUCAUCACCAUCCUGAAUAUCAGGGUCAGCCCGUGGUAUCUCACCCUCAUCAUAUUAUGCCUCCACAGCAACAUUACGCACCACCCCCACCUCCUCCACCACCAAUAAGCCAUCCAAUGCCACACCCUCCCCAGGCUGCAGGUACUCCUCACUUGGUAUAUAGCCAAGCUCCACCUCCACCAAUGACCUCUGCUCCACCCCCAAUAACCCCUCCCCCUGGACAUAUUAUUGCCCAGAUGCCACCUUAUAUGAAUCAUCCUCCUCCAGGACCCCCUCCACCUCAGCAUGGUGGUCCACCUGUAACUGCACCCCCUCCUCACCAUUACAAUCCUAACUCUUUACCCCAGUUUACUGAAGACCAAGGAACUCUGAGCCCUCCAUUUACACAACCAGGAGGAAUGAGUCCUGGUAUAUGGCCUGCACCAAGAGGGCCACCUCCUCCUCCACGAAUGCAGGGCCCGCCUUCUCAAACCCCACUACCUGGACCGCAUCAUCCAGAUCAAACAAGAUACAGACCGUAUUACCAGUGAUCAUAGUGUUUUGAACUGAAGAUAUGACAAGGAAAAAAAAGAUUAGUCAAUCUUAAUUGACCUUUGACUGUGGAAGGAAAACUACCUCUUUUGAGGUAGCUAUUAACACAAGUCUUGUCUCUCAAAAUGGUUUUAAUCUGACUAGGAUUGCUUUCAAGUACUAUUCUGUAGUGCAGAUAAGUGGCUUGGUUGAGCACAAUUCUAUCUUAACUGUUACUUUGAUGUGAUAAAUUUUCCCAAAACGACCAUUUGUAAAAAAUUGAAAAAAAAUUCACUGUUCCACUUUGAGAAAUACUGACUUUAUUAAACCCAAUGUUUAGUUUUCUUGUGAUGCAUUUUGUUAACCUGUGUAAAAGAAUUAAAUUUCAAAAUGGUUGUAAAAAUGCUAUUUUUAUGUGAAUUUAAGUGCAGCCAUAUCAUUUUUUAACCCAUAUUUUACCACUAAUUUUCCAAGGUUAAAAUCCUAAAAGUAAAAAUCUACUAAAUCGUUACCAGGCAGACUGUUAAAUGUAGGGAAUUAUUCACACUUUAGGCACUGAAAGUUCAAAGUGUAGUUCUGUAAUACGGUUCACUCGGAUGCCUUUUCACAGCAGCUGCAGAUCAUCAGCGUUUCUGUAACUGUGCUUGGCUGGCAUGUCUCCAGGUAGUGUGUAAUUGGGAAACCGACCUGCUCUACAGGCUCUAAGCUGCCAGUGAGUGCUGUUCUCAUUGACGCUUUUUCUGAGUGGCUACAAUCACAUAACUUGUCACACUUAAAGGUCUUAAGUUACAUUAUUUUAUAGGACUGUUUAAAGUUGUUAUUGGAUGAAAUGUGCUCUCUGUUCACUGUCUUAACCUACAUGUUUGGGGCUGACUAGGCUUUAUUUAAAUCUCCUUUUUCUCAGUUUGAUUCUGUGUUUUAGUGCAUAGUGUGUUCUUAUUUAUGGAAUUACACACUGCAGUUUGAAUGAUGUGGAGGAAUCUGACUAAUGUAUUAGCAGACGGUGUUCCUUGUAGUCACAAGCUAGCAUGUACUCGGGUUUUUGUGGCUGUGGUGAGUUUUUCCUCUAAGUUGAAAUUUUAAAACUAUCAUUUCUUUUAUUGGUAAAACAGUCAAAAAUUGGAACAAUUUACUGUCGAAUCAAUAGUAAGGACAACCAGAUAAUUUUGAAUUGGACAGAAGAAAAGUCAUGGUUAGAUUGUGAAUUUCAGUGCCAUGUAAGGUGCCUUUAGAGUCAGUGUUUGCAUUAUAGGGGCUUGUUACAGUCCAUUGGAGAUGACCACUCAGUUUAUACAUAUUUCUAAGUCAGCAUCCUUAGGAUAUUAUCGUAUAUCCUUUGGAUUGACUAAACUCUUGUGAAGCUUUUCUUCCCCUUUAAAAUGGUGCAUAAUAUAAACAUGGUGUGUAGUGUGCAGAUAACAUUUAUUAGAUAGUUUGUAGUAUAUAAAUUUAGAACAUUGGUUUUUGACAAGGGGUAUACUGAUUGCUAAUUAACCAUUUUAUUCUGUCAGGUACAGGAAAACAUUCUCAUGGUGGAUGAUCAGAUACAAAAUCAUUUCUGAACUUUCAGAAGAAAUAAUGUACAUGGCCAUUCAUCCUUGGCUGGCCAGAAAUAACUAAUGCAGUUUUUUCUUGAGCAAAUAAUUUUAUUUUCACAUGUAGCAUUUUGAGAAUCUGGUUUGCUCAUGCACUAUUUCUAGUGAGAAAUUCUUGUUAUUAGAAGCAUGGACGUGAAAUAGUGUGACAUGUGGUGAGUGUUUCUGUCAUUACUGUAGGUACUUGGACUGGUGCAAACUUGAUUCUUUUUCAUGCCCCUGUUUAGGAGCUAUUAAAUAUUACUGUUAAAAUCCAAAUAACCCCUUUGUUUCAUGUAGUUAGAAAAUAGCCAGAUUCAUGUAAGAGCUUUUUAACUAUUUAUGAGAAGCUCUUAUAUUGAGAUUUCCUGGGGUUAAGUGUGGUAAGAAACCACUUAGCCUGUAUUUUGGACCAAAAAAAUCAGUAUCAUGAAAAAAAAAAAAUCCCACAUUAUGAGAAUUCUUGUAGGCUUUAAAAAACAAUGUAAAAACCAUUAUGCUGGGAGGCAGGCCAGAUGAAUGUUUUGUAAUAGAAUUUUAAUUGUUAGACUUCAGUUCAUCAGUUAAUUGUUUGAAUGAGGGUGGGUGGGUAGACAGAUAACAAGAUUAUUAUUAAGUGUUUCUGUUCUUAAGGAAAAAGAUGUGAAUCCCAGCACAUUUCAGGGAAGCCUUCGAAGCUAUCUAUGAUGGACAUAAGUCUAAAUGUAUGUAUGUUUCAUUAAUUGCUCUUAAGACUACUGAGGUGGCAGUUUAAUUCUUUAAAACAAUAAAAUGGAAGCAUAAAUACUA